Messenger RNA from Parnassius mnemosyne (clouded apollo), 5233 nucleotides. The record is from the annotation of a GenBank genome assembly. Lineage: Eukaryota; Metazoa; Arthropoda; Insecta; Lepidoptera; Papilionidae.
AGUAUAACUGUAGAGACUGUGUAGAGAGUACGCGUCAACCUAACACUCGCUUUAUUUAUAGCGCGAAACUGAUUUUCGAUAAUUACACAUUAACAAAUAAGUUUUACUAUUCGAGACAUUGUCCUUUGUGCGUUUGUGUUCACCGAGCCUGUUAAUUAAAAUUAAAAUAUCAAUUGCUAUCCAGGAGUUUGCUGUUUUUAACUCUUAAAGAAAAGACGAAAUGGGGUAAUCGGCGAUUGACAUUUUAGUGUUAUUGGAUUUAAGAUAGUGCUGGUGAUAUAUGUGUGGUUUUAGUAUACACGUGUGAUAGACACAUCGACCGCCAUGUAUUCUAUGAACUAUAUCGGCAAGUUCAUUGCGAACUUCCGGGAAUUCUACAACGAAAUCAAUAGCGCGACGCUGACCGGCGCCAUCGAUGUGGUGGUGGUAGAGCAGCCAGAUGGUAGCUUCACGUGUUCGCCAUUUCACGUUCGCUUCGGCAAACUCGGCGUGCUGCGCUCGAGGUUCAAAGUUGUGGACUUAGAACUAAACGGUGAACAAUUAGACAUCCACAUGAAGCUGGGGGAGUCGGGAGAAGCGUUUUUCGUGGAGGAGGUGGGUGAGGAUGAGGCGGUGUGUUCCGCGCACCUUGCUACAUCCCCCAUACCAGCUACGCGUUUCGACGAACUUUACGAACCAAGGCGUAGAAAUUCACUGUCGAUAGUCGAGCCUGACCAUGGCCUUGCUUCCGAUUAUACAAAACGACGAUAUACUGCUGACGGACAGACUAUGCAGAAACCUGAUUUAAGUAAGCUUAAAACCAAAGAUGAAAAUAAAAAAAGAAAUGAUACUGAAACUGAAGCCUUAUUUGAAAUGGAGGGCUUGGAUGAAGUAUCAGUCGAUUGGACCGAUGCGAAACCUAAAACAUUUGCAGCAACGCAACUCGGCGGAGCCGAGAGCCAGGCUAACCAAGUAGUACAAAAGAUUAGUGCGAAUAACGACUUCCGCCCUAUCGAUGCAGCGCCCUCCGCACAGGAAGAAGUAAAGCAAAAUGGAAACGGAAAAAAGAAAAAAAAGACUAGAAAGGUCAGCAUGAAGAAGAAGCAUCAAAGAAAGUCUUCAACCAGUUCUGUUUCAAGCCAAUCAGACCUCGCUAGUUCCGAGCUGCGCGGGUCGCAACCCACUGCCAUUCCAAAUAAUGCUGAUAUUAAUUUUUUCAGUGACACCGAAGUGAAUGCUGCUAUUCUCAGUGAAGAAAUGUCGAAUUUGAAGCUGGACGGAGACAACCGCAUCCCGCUGGCGUUGUCCGAUACAGCGUUCGAGGUGCAUGCAGCCUCCAGACACUCCAAGGGGUCACGUACCGGCACGCCUGUGCAGUCAGACACUGAGGUGGAGUUGUCGCGUGCGACUGCUGGUGACAAAUCAUCGCAGUCGUGGCGAUGGGGCGAGUUGCCGGAGCCUCCGAUGAGAGGGACGAAUACCGAGUCUCCCGAAAGCCCAGCGUCUCCGGUGUCCCCGGCGUCCCCAGCUUCGCCGGCCGAGCCCGUCAGUUCGGACGAGGAACGACCGGGACGGCGCGGAGUGUUCAGCGGGAUGUUCCGCUUCAUGUCGACACGGGACGCCAACGACGCGGCGACGGGGGGCGUUUAUCUAGACGACCUCGACCGCGGUCAAGUUGACCCCGAUCUGUAUUUCCCAAAGCACCACACUGAACGCUACCGCUCAGGGGGCAGCAGGGUGGGUACUGUGCAAGAAGGAGGACCUACCGAAGAGGAGUAUGAGUCAGGCAAUGGACCUUCUCUACCACAGUCCCCGGCUUCCCUCGAACCGCCCACUAUCGACUCGGAUGACGACGACAAAAUAUUGAGCAAGGGGGAGGUUUCGGUGUACGUACGCGAGGGCGCGGUGUCGCGCGCGCUGCCGUUCGACGAGUUCUGCGCGCGCGGCGACGCGCUGGCGGCGGAGGGCCGCCUCGUGGUGCGCGUGGGCACGCGCUGCCUGCCCUGGCGCAGCGCCGGCCCGCUGCUGCUCUCGCUGCUCGCCUACCGCCGCCCGCUGCCCAACCGUAUCCUUGAGUCGUUGGACAAGGGUUCAGUGGAAGCGGAAGCGGAGGCGGAGGCGGAGGCGGGCGAGGCGGCGGGCGCGGCGAGCGCGGGCGCCAAGCCGCGCGCCUACAGCUGGUGGAGCUGGCGCCGCUCCAACGCGGACGCCAAGCGAAUUGAAUCAUCGCCACCGAAAGAAGAAAUUACAAAGGAUCUAAACGUAGAAGAAACACCUGAAGUAACCAAAAGUAUUAAAGAAGUGACUAUAAGUGAAGAUCAAGUGGACCACGGCACUGAAGAAAAAGACCGUGAAACUGAAGAGAACGAUGUAAAUGACGUCAUAGAACCACAAGAAUCAAUUCAAAUUGAAGAUGGAACAGAACUAUUGCUCGAGAAACCAUCGCAAAUAAAAGGAGAGCAACAUGAGCAAAGUUCGUCAGAUUCGGAACAAGAGACAUCCAAACAUCAGAAACCUCGUCGUCAUUCCACAUUCCGAAAAACACUGCGGUUAUCUUCAGAACAAAUUAGAAAGUUGAAUCUGCGCGAGGGCAUGAACGAGAUGGUGUUCAGUGUGACGACGGCGUAUCAAGGCACCACGCGCUGCAAAUGCAACGUGUUCCGCUGGAGACACGACGAUAAAGUCGUCAUUUCGGACAUCGACGGCACCAUCACCAAGUCAGAUGUCCUUGGUCACAUUUUCCCGCUGGUAGGGAAAGACUGGGCUCAGUCUGGUGUGGCGCAACUUUUCACCAAGAUCAAGAACAAUGGCUAUCAACUACUCUAUCUUUCUGCUAGAGCUAUUGGCCAGGCUCGGGUGACGCGCGAGUACCUGCGCUCGAUCCGGCAGGGCGAGCUGUGCCUGCCCGACGGGCCGCUGCUGCUCAACCCCACGUCGCUGCUGCGCGCCUUCCACCGCGAGGUCAUCGAGAAGAAGCCCGAGGAGUUCAAGAUACAGUGCCUCGCCGACAUCAAGGCCUUGUUCCCGCACGGCUCCAACCCCUUCUACGCGGGCUACGGGAAUAGAGUCAACGAUGUUUGCGCGUACCAAGCUGUCGGCAUACCAAUUGUGAGAAUUUUCACCAUCAACUACAAGGGCGAACUGAAACACGAAUUGACGCAAACAUUCCAGUCGACGUACUCGCACAUGUCGGUGCUGGUGGACCAGGUGUUCCCGCCCGCGCUGUGCGAGCCGAGCGGCGAGUUCUCGCACGCGGUGUACUGGCGCGACCCGCUGCCCGACCUCCAACUGCCGCCGCUACAGCCCGCCCACCAACAAACCACCAAACACUAGAGAUAGCACCCACCAAAACACUACCAAAUAUUGAAACAAACACUAUACACACCGCCCACCAAAACAUAACCAAACUUUACACAUAUUGUAGCUCGUGCGUGAAACGGUUUCCAAGGGUUUAUAACGUCACGUAAAGUGCUAGCGGUAGUAACUGAGACGAAUUAGAUGAUUAUCGGACAACCUUCCACGCGUGGAGUGUACUUACUAAUCACGGCAUACGUUGCCAAUUGCCACCUGUACUAUAAAAAAGACUAUUGCACUCUAUUUCAUGUACUAAGAAGACACUACAAUUCACGACAAAGUACGUUAAAGCACUAUUUACGUACUUAUAUAAAUUUAUUCAUUUUGCUAAUGGCAAUAAAAAAUUAAAUAUCUACGGAGUUUACAUUUUGCUCUAUUUAAUCAAAAAUAAGUCGGCAACCCUAUAUAUAUUUUUAUUUCAAACUUUAUCUAAGAUAUCUGUUUAACAAGGUGUUAAUUUAUAUGUAGGAUUGGAAUAUAAAAAUAUUUCUUGUGCUUAUUAAUUGUUAGUUAAUUACAUCAUCAUAUUUGACCAUUGAUUAAUUUUUGAGAAGCAUUAUAGAUAUUUAAUACACAUAAAUUAAAGAGCGCUUUUGAAAGGGCGGGCCAUUAUCCAUUAGCGGAUUAUGAAAAAUACAAAAAUAUUUCUCAAUACACUUCUCAAUAUACAAAUAUUACUCUCGAUACUACGAAUUUUCCUUUACUUUAAUUUAAAGUAAUAUAGAAAUGUAAAUAUUUACAAUGUGCUGUGUGACAAUUUUAGUUAAAAUUUUAAGACAAUUUUAAAGAAUUAUUUCAAGAAUUUAGUGUUAGUAGUUAUAACUAGUGGAACAUGAUAGAGGCACAUAGAUACUAAAUUUCGCACUUAACAUUCUUUAGCUUUUUAAGUUUUAGGCUUUCUAGUGAAUUGCUCGCUGCUCAUUUAUAAAAAAAAAUGUCUGCGGUACAUCAGUGCUAGUUCACGGCAAAUGGACUGCCGAUUAGUUUUAGAAGCAUUAAUUGUUAGCAUGUGUGUUUUAAAAUAAUGUUUGACAUCAGUAAAUUAUAUAUAUACAUACAUACCCAAAUACCUACUUAUUUGAUUGCUAAAUUGACAGAAGUUUUCAUUAUAUUUUUUAUAAUGUAAUUAAAAUGUUUUAUUUUACCUUACAUGCUAAAUUCCGUUAGUUUUUGAAGUGCAAGUGUACGACUAGGGUUUGAUAGUUUAUAUUAUUAAAUACACUUGUUUGUCAAAUGUUCGAUGAUAUGGUAAAUAUAAAGCAUGCUGUGAUAUGUGAUCUCAGCCUCACUUUGCAAUAAGGAUCCACGGUUGCCCCGUUAGUUCCUUUCCAUGCAUUUUCGUCAACAUAGUUGGUCUUUGUGAAUUGGUGGCAACUAUCUUAAUAUAAUCACAGCGAUUAACAUAAAAUUUUGGGUCUUCCGGAUAUAACAGUUUGAAUAGACGAACCCUAAUAUUGUCUGUGUGAAGAUCACUUAUAUUUGUUAACCUCAAACUACAAUAUUUUUAUUUACUUUAUUUAAAAGACUGUUUAUUCCAUAGAUUGCAUAAUGUUAUAUAUGAUUUGCUAACAAGCUGUGAUGUCGUCGAUUGAUGAAGCAAUGCUUUAUUUUUGUACUGUGAUUAUAUGAUGUAUGCUAAGUUAUUUUUAUUUUAAACUACAUAUUUUACACCGAACUAGAUUACAUUCGGAGGCAUAGCCCCAGUUCGAUUCUAGCUCUUAACUUAGUUGGUUUUUAAUAGUGUAACUUUUGUAAUUUUUAAUUAAGAUUUUGAAUAGGUUCAUAAUUGAUCAUCGGUUUUAGUUGAUUUAUUAUUAAUUUUGUAUGUCUUAGAUUUUAAUGAGAAUAAUUUAUUGUUUCUGUGAUUCAUUAUUAAAAAAAACCCAGACAUUUUACGUUU